Molecule: messenger RNA, 2705 nt
Organism: Notechis scutatus (mainland tiger snake)
Lineage: Eukaryota; Metazoa; Chordata; Lepidosauria; Squamata; Elapidae
Gene: S1PR3
Product: sphingosine-1-phosphate receptor 3
Biological process (GO): G protein-coupled receptor signaling pathway
Cellular component (GO): membrane
Molecular function (GO): sphingosine-1-phosphate receptor activity
Source: RefSeq, a predicted model, not a curated record
CCGCGGAGCAGGAGAAGGAGGAGGGAGAAGCAUCCGCUCGCAGCCGGCCGGCGGGUUUUUUUUCUUCCCUUCGGCUGGACGGCGCGGGCGGGAGGCGCUGAUCGUCCCGCGCGGCUGCGCUCUUGGCUAAGCGGCAACUUUGGCCCCCUCACGAAAGUGGCACUCGAGCGCUUGGCGCCAACCACCUCCAAGCCGGCAUGAGGCGCGCCGGUCAAAAAGUGGGCAAGGAGGGAGAGGAGCGGACGCCAGGUCCUGACACCGGAGCCUGAAGAUGCUGAGAUACAACCAGCUUGGAGAAAUCUUUAAAGAACUGCACUCUAAAGAGUGUGGCGUGAGCUCCCCCUGGUGGAAAACUAUUAGAACAAAAGGUUCUUGAUGUUCAAAGUGCAUCGCUCUCAAAUUAAGUCAUGGCUAUUGUCAGCACAGCGCCCCCUAGUUUCUUUUUCUUUCCAGAAAAUGAAGCCGUGGACCCAGUGAUAGUACUUCAUUACAAUUAUACUGGAAAGCUUAGCCGUGGAAAAGAAAAAAAAUUGACCAUCAUUGCACUUCUCAUUAUCUGUGGCUUUAUUAUCCUGGAGAACCUAAUGGUGCUGAUUGCCAUCUGGAAGAACAAUAGAUUUCACAACCGCAUGUAUUUUUUUAUUGGCAACCUGGCCCUUUGUGACCUGUUGGCGGGAAUAGUUUACAAAGUGAACAUUCUGAUGUCAGGAAACAAGACCCUGACUUUAUCUUCCAGGAUCUGGUUUGUUCGGGAAGGCAGCAUGUUUGUGGCGCUGGGUGCUUCUACAUUCAGCUUGUUAGCCAUUGCCAUAGAACGGCAUUUGACCAUGAUUAAAAUGAGGCCAUAUGAUGCAAAUAAAAAGUACAGGGUUUUCCUGCUUAUUGGAACGUGCUGGCUUAUCUCUCUCUCUUUGGGAGCUUUGCCCAUCCUUGGCUGGAACUGUAUUGGCAAUUUAAGAGACUGCUCCACUAUUUUACCACUGUACUCCAAGAAAUACGUGGCGUUUUGCAUCAUUAUCUUCAUAGCCAUCCUAGUGGCCAUUGUAAUCCUCUAUGCCCGCAUUUACAUCUUGGUGAAAUCAAGCAGCCAGAAUGUCACCAAUCACAACAACUCGGAGAGAUCCAUGGCAUUGCUGAGGACCGUUGUGAUCGUGGUUGGGGUUUUCAUUGCCUGCUGGUCUCCCCUCUUCAUUCUGUUGCUGAUUGACGUGGCCUGCAGAGUGAAAGAGUGCUCGAUUUUGUAUCAAGAAGAUGGCUUCAUAGCUUUAGCGGUCCUCAAUUCAGCCAUGAAUCCGGUCAUUUAUACGCUGGCAAGCAAAGACAUGCGCCGGGCCUUCUUUCGCCUGGUGUGUGGUUGUCUGGUGAAGAACAAUGUUGCCAUGUCUUUGCCUAUCCAGCCCACCCCGGAUCAGAGUCGAAGCAAAUCCAGCAGCAGCAACAACACUCCAAAACUGAAUGAUGACUUUCUGAAAACAAAAAGUUUGUCAUACAUCACUGAAAAGAAUAAACCUCCAUUUUAUAAUGGAAACGUCUGCAAGUGAAGUUUGCUGACUGGGCACUUCAAGGAUUCUUGUCCUGUGGCUUUUACAGAGCCAAAGAGAAAGGGGUGUUUUUUUUUAGUGGAGUUUCCUGCAUUUAACUCACAGGAGGGGCAAACUUGAGACAGCUGCUUAAUUCGAAGUGCCUAUUUUGAGCACUGAGUUUUAGAUCUCCAACCAACUGAUUCAGGAAAUGUUUGGGUGCCUCUGAAAGUUCCUUUGAGGGUUGUGUAAAGAAAAAAUAUGCUACCCCUGACAUUGCCUUCUUGAUGCAAUUCAACUGAAAAAGUGUACUUACUAGAGAAACAAUGUGGAAAUGGCCGCUGAUUACUCUAAAGCACUACAUGAAAUUCACUUCUUAUGUUCCAAAAUGCAACUGUGGAAGCCCUGACAGGACCCCAGCAGAGUCUUCCUCAGCCCACAUCCGUCUAGAAUCAACCUUUAGGAUUUAAGAGUGGGUCUGGACAAUUGAGCAUUAUAUGACUGGCUUUCUCUUCAGUAAUAGAAACACUUAUAAGCAUUCUGUGAUGUUCCAGUAAUUCAGCAAGCAGUCUGAGGAAAGGGCAAAAGAAUUUCAUGGUGAUGGCUGGUCAGUCAGCUGCAUAUGUGUACAAAAUGCCCUUCUCCACUGUUACUGUUCAUUGGCUGUAGGAGACAAGACUGUCCCUCUCUAUCCUGCAGUGUAAGGUGAAUAAUAUAGGAAUAUUUUAUCCAGGCUGCACUGUUGUUGAGUUCUGUUAACAUUUUCACAAAUAUUUAUUCACAGAUUUUGAGAUUUGUUAUGUCAAAAAAUCAGGGCUUAAGUUAGAAUGUGGUGGUUUAUUUUGAUAAACAGUCACAGGCCCAGCAUUUGCUAUGUUGAAGUACACCGAGCAAGGAGUCCUAGGGGGAAAAAAGGGGGGGGCGGAUUUUAAAUUGAGGCACCAAUUUUUGUUUUUCUUUGUAUUUGUUUUUCUUUUAUUAUGCCUGCUGUGUGGCAUAGGUUUACAUUAUAUGGCAUUAUAAUAUGCUAGUCUGUAUAAUAUAACUCUUCAAUGUAACGAGUACUGUGAACAUGUAAUCUUCAAAUAUUUUUUAAGUAAAUGAAGAAAACAACUUUAUGUAAGUUUUGUGAGACAGAAAAUAGAUGCUCGAUUAAUCCAGUAAUCAGCAAACUUCCAGUGCAAA